Messenger RNA from Helianthus annuus (common sunflower), 1215 nucleotides. Its product is annotated as SPX domain-containing protein 4. Lineage: Eukaryota; Viridiplantae; Streptophyta; Magnoliopsida; Asterales; Asteraceae. The transcript has 3 exons. The record is from RefSeq and is a predicted model, not a curated record. Gene Ontology annotation, biological process: cellular response to phosphate starvation. The coding region runs from base 186 to 1058 and encodes 290 amino acids.
AGAGCAUCCAUGGAGAAUAAUGGGUGACGAUAUAAAAGACAGAUCACAAAAGGAGGACGUCACUGUCUACUACUAAAUUAUAUCACGUCUUAUCCUUCGAAUCAAGAACAAUAGAAUAGAAUAUUCCACCACAAUAAUAUUCUCAUCUCUACUCUCUCUCUCCGUUUCAAUCGAUCUUCAUCUUGAUGAAAUUCGGUAAAGAAUUCGGGAUCCAUCUGGAACAAACCCUACCCGAAUGGAAAGACAAAUACUUGUGCUACAAACCCCUUAAAAAACUCCUGAAACGCCUUCCUAACCCCACCCCCGACGAUCCUCAGCCGUCACCCGAUCACAAUCACUCACCCGAUCUCCAGCACUGGUUCGUCAGGAUUCUUAAUGAAGAACUCGAUAAGUUCAAUGAUUUCUAUGUUGAUAAAGAGGAAGAAUUCGUCAUCCGCUUUCAGGAGCUAAAACAUAGAAUCGAGCGAGUGAAGGAGAAAAGCUGCAAAGAUGGAGUCUUUACAUCCGAAAUUGAAUUCAGUGAUGAAUUGAUGGCGAUACGGCAAGAAUUUGUCACCAUUCACGGCGAGAUGGUGCUUCUUAAAAACUACAGCUCCUUAAAUUUUGCAGGUAUCAUCAAGAUAUUAAAAAAGUACGACAAACGAACGGGUGGAUUACUGCGUGUACAUUUCACACAACUUGCUCUUCGUCAACCAUUUUUCACAACGGAACCUCUUACAAGAUUAGUCCACGAGUGUGAAGAGAAUCUAGACCUCCUCUUCCCUUUAGAAGCGGAAGUAGUUGAAUCUUCUAGUAAUAGCAAAACAAAUGCAGAUGCAAAUGCACGGGCUAGUGAUGAUAACACCACCGCACGAGUGUCGAUCGGUGAGGGCGGUUCGGAUGUGUAUAGACGGACGGUUGAUGCGAUCAGAACCAUAAAGGGUCUUAAGAAAGAAAGUUCUACCUCAAACCCGUUAUCGUUUGCAUCUAUAUUUGGCAACCAGGAUGUCGAUGACACUGGAGCUAUAACUGAUCCGCAGUCGGAACCAGAUUGUGAUGACGUUCACCUUCACAAGUAACGGUUUUUGUUUUCUUGUUUAAUGCCAACUGUGUGAAUCUUUUUGUUGGAUGUUUUGUUUUCUCAAUUGUUGGAAUUUUUUUUUUUAAAAUUUUUGUAACGAAUAAAUAACAGAACUUUACAAUUAUCAAUUAUAUGAAAAAAACGAACUAUAGAUC